Messenger RNA from Haliaeetus leucocephalus (bald eagle), 822 nucleotides. RefSeq names its product vacuolar protein sorting-associated protein 29-like. Gene Ontology annotation, biological process: retrograde transport, endosome to Golgi; intracellular protein transport. The record is from RefSeq and is a predicted model, not a curated record. The coding region runs from base 1 to 714 and encodes 237 amino acids. Lineage: Eukaryota; Metazoa; Chordata; Aves; Accipitriformes; Accipitridae. The transcript has 5 exons. Gene Ontology annotation, cellular component: endosome; retromer complex.
AUGGAUGUGGAGUCCGGGAAGAGCCCCUCGGGUGUCUCCCUGCAGGGAUGUCGCCGUGCCCUGGGGUACCCGAGUUCGGAGGGUGACCCCAAGGCGCUAUGCGCCGCCAUUGGCUCGGGGGAGGAGAAAAAGGCGGCGCGUCACGCCCUGGUUACCUCAGUGCGCGUCAGAUUGGUGUUAGUAUUAGGGGACCUUCACAUCCCACACCGGUGUAGUGGUCUACCGGUGAAGUUCAAGAAGCUGCUGGUUCCAGGAAAGAUUCAGCACAUCUUGUGUACAGGAAACCUCUGCACCAAGGAGAGCUAUGACUACCUCAGGACACUGGCUGGGGACAUCCAUGUUGUUAGGGGGGACUCUGAGAGCCUGAAUUAUCCUGAAGAGAAGGUUGUAACUGUUGAGCAGUUCAGAAUCGGGCUGAUUCACGGCCAUCAAGUUAUUCCCUGGGGCGAUGCAGCCAGCCUGGCACUGCUGCAGAGGCAGCUGGAUGUGGACAUUCUCAUCUCGGGACACACGCACAGAUUUGAAGCAUUUGAACAUGAAAACAAAUUCUACAUCAACCCGGGAUCAGCUACAGGAGCCUACAGUGCUUUGGAAACGAACAUCAUCCCUUCGUUUGUACUGAUGGACAUCCAGGCUUCCACAGUUGUGACUUAUGUAUACCAACUGAUUGAGGGUGAUGUGAAAGUAGAAAGAAUUGACUUCAAGAAGUACUGAAUGACGUUCAAACCUGCUCGUUGGCUUCUCCCCGCCUCGCAUUCCUUGUCUCUCUGGUGAAGUCGAAGGGGAGGCAGGCCACGGGGGGGUGCUGCUGCUGCGGCGUGU